AUGACCAAAACAACCUACAACAUCCUCGUCCUCCCGGGUGACGGGAUCGGCCCCGAAAUCAUGCGCGAAGCCACCAAAGUCCUACAAACCUUCACCACGCCAACCCGCGCCUUCGCCCUUCGUGAGGAGCUCAUCGGCGGCUGCAGCAUCGACGCAACAGGCCAGUCCUGCACAGAAGCCGUCAAGCAGGCAGCGCUGGCCUCGGACGCGGUGCUCUUCGCGGCCGUCGGCGGCCCCAAAUGGGACGGCAUGCGGCGCGGCCUGGACGGGCCCGAGGGCGGGCUGCUGCAGCUGCGCAAGACCAUGGACAUCUAUGGGAAUCUGCGGCCGUGCGCGGCCGACGUGCCGAGCCGCGCGAUCUCGCGCGAGUACUCGCCGUUCCGGCAGGAUGUGAUCGAGGGGGUGGAUUUUGUUGUUGUGCGGGAGAAUUGCGGCGGCGCGUAUUUUGGGAAGAAGGUGGAGGAGCCGGAGUAUGCAAUGGAUGAAUGGGGCUACUCCACCCCCGAAAUCCAACGCAUCACCCGUCUCGCGGCGGAGAUCGCCCUGCGUCAUGACCCGCCGUGGCCUGUGAUCUCGCUGGACAAGGCCAACGUGCUGGCCUCGUCGCGGCUGUGGCGGCGUGUCGUCGAGGACACCAUGACGCGCGAGUACCCGCAGGUGCGCCUGGUGCACCAGCUGGCGGACUCGGCGUCGCUGAUCCUGGCGACGAACCCGCGCGCGCUCAACGGCGUGAUCCUGGCCGACAACACGUUCGGCGAUAUGGUCUCCGACCAGGCCGGGUCGAUUAUCGGCACGCUGGGCGUGCUGCCGAGCGCUAGCUUGGAUGGGCUGCCGAAGCCGGGGGAGAAGGCAAACGGGUUGUAUGAGCCGACGCAUGGGUCGGCGCCGUCAAUCGCCGGCAAGAAUAUCGCCAACCCCGUCGCGAUGAUCCUCUGCGUGGCGCUCAUGUUCCGCUACUCGCUGAAUAUGGAGGCCGAGGCGCAGCAGAUUGAGGAUGCUGUCCGCACGGUGCUGGACGCUGGGGUGCGCACGCCCGAUCUGGGAGGCAAGGCUAGUACGGUGGAGGUUGGCGAUGCGAUUGAGGCUAUCUCUGUUACCCACUGUCAAUUCUACGUCUGUCUACUGGGUAUCUACGCACUGGUAGACCAUACGAUGAGCGCCUCUCUAGACCUACGACACCUCUCGUCGGAGGAAAAGACCGCCCGCAUCCAAGCGAUCGCGAAGGAAAUCACUGCAACCUUCACCGCUCUCUCCAGCCAAAAAGCCGACGGCAUCCUCAGCGCUGAACAUGUCGCUCCGAUUCACGACAUCAUCCGCACAAUCACGCAGACGAACGGACAGCAACGCGAAGACCUCGAGCGGAAGAUAUCCCGGUACCGACGUUACACGGUGCAAUCGCGGAAGGAGAAGCGGUGGAUGCGACGGCAAUUCCUGGUGCUGAUGCAUCGGUCGGAGAUGGUGCAGCGACGGUGGAGAGAACGGGUGGGCCGAUUGCAAAGCGAGAUGGAGGAGAUGCGCCGGGAAUUUUCGAGCAGAAAGGCUCUCGACCCGGAGAGAAGAUGUCAGAAGGCAGUCGAAGACAGCAGACAGGAUGAUGUGAGACGUGGGUAG
Aspergillus terreus NIH2624 is the source of this 1611-nucleotide messenger RNA. RefSeq names its product 3-isopropylmalate dehydrogenase. NCBI's taxonomy places the organism in Eukaryota, Fungi, Ascomycota, Eurotiomycetes, Eurotiales, Aspergillaceae. Gene Ontology annotation, biological process: L-leucine biosynthetic process. Gene Ontology annotation, molecular function: 3-isopropylmalate dehydrogenase activity; NAD binding; magnesium ion binding. The transcript has 4 exons. The record is from RefSeq and is a predicted model, not a curated record. Gene Ontology annotation, cellular component: cytosol. The coding region runs from base 1 to 1611 and encodes 536 amino acids.